Messenger RNA from Pelagomonas calceolata, 959 nucleotides. The record is from the annotation of a GenBank genome assembly. Lineage: Eukaryota; Pelagophyceae; Pelagomonadales; Pelagomonadaceae.
AUGUCAUUCCCCCACUCGGGGGCCAUCUUCACGGGCGCGUUUGGUAUCCGUUCAUUUUGCGAGGAGGGUUUCCGAAGAGUCCUCGAGCAUUCGUGGAAGUCUGGCAUUGUGCGCGGGUUUCAGGGGCUAGGGUAAGAGGGGGUUACUGAGCGCACACUAUACUUACUCUAGAGUGCGCGAUGCUUUGACUACCGCAGUAGUCGCAAAACUCUACGGGACGCGCGCGUUGACCGCAAUACACGCGUGCGUGUCCGUGCGGAAGUGUGUUCACGCACGCGCUGUACGGCUGCACGAGGUGACAGCGAGUAGUAGCACCUACAGAGUGGCAUAUUAAUAGGGCACCGAGUAGGAAGCUCGUCUCGAGCUCCUGCAUUCGUAAUAGAGCCGCUCACCGAGGCUCGAUGCGCCGCUGGCUGCUCGUCGCGACCCUCGUCGCCGGCGCCCGGCCGCUGGCGCCGCCCCGGAUCGCGCCGCCGACGCUGGGCGUGGACUACGGGCUGCGGCGCGUCGGCGUGUGCGUGGGCGUCGGCUUCGCGAGCCGGCCGCUCGAGGUCAUCGAGCACGACGAGGACAUCGACGCGGUCGUGGCCCGGUUGCUGCAGAUCGCGCGGCGCGAGCGCAUCGCGUCGAUCGUCGUCGGCCUGCCGCUCGAGAAGGACGGCGCCGAGGGCCUCCAGUGCGCGGCGACGCGGCGCUUCGCGGACGCGCUCGCCGCCGCGGCCCCGGCGACGCCCCUGGUGCUCUGGGACGAGCGCUUCUCGUCGCGCGAGGCGGAGGCGCUGCUGGCGCACCGGCCCGGCGCCGCGCUCGACGCGGUCGCCGCCUGCGUCAUCCUCGAUGAUUUUUUCGCCUCGGCGGACGACGGCGCCGCGGCGCCGCCCGCGCCGCCCGCGCCCGCGCCGGCGGCGCCGCCGAAGCGGCGCCCGCGGCCGAAGCCGCGGCUGCGGUACCUCGAGUAA